AAAGAGAAAAGGGCGCUGAGGCGUGAGUGGAGGAAGUGCGCCAGGUCUCCUGGCUUGCUGCGCCGCUUGCUGGUGGGACAGCUAGGUGAGCCGGACAUGCUGCUGCGCUUGAAGUUGGGGCUGCACCCGCUGCUGCCGCUGCUGCUUCUGCGGCUGCUGGGUGCCUCCUCCCCCAGCGUCCUAGCUGCACCCGCACAAACCAAGGACGCAGUGGAGCUGGACUUUUCCACUGAGCAGCCAGUGCACCUGGUGAGCCCCGCCUUCCUGUCGUUCACCAUCGACGCCAACCUGGCCACGGACCCGCGGUUCCUCACCUUCCUGGGUUCUCCAAAGCUUCGUACUUUGGCCAGAGGUUUGUCUCCUGCGUACCUGAGAUUUGGUGGCUCCAAGACAGACUUUCUCAUUUUUGAUCCCAAGAAGGAGCCAAGCUUUGAAGAGAGAAGUUACUGGCAAUCUCAGCUUAACCAGGAUAUUUGCAAAUCUGGAUUCAUCCCUUCUGAUGUAGAGAUGAGGUUACAGUUGGAAUGGCCAUUCCAGAAGCAAUUACUACUUAAAGAACAAUAUUACAAAAGGUUCAGGAACACCACCUACUCAAGAAGCUUAGUGGAUAUACUAUAUACUUUUGCAAGUUGCUCAGACCUGCACUUGAUCUUUGGUCUAAAUGCCUUACUACGAACAGCAGAUUUGCAGUGGAACAGUUCUAAUGCCCAGUUGCUCCUGGAUUACUGCUCUUCUAAGAGUUACAACAUUUCUUGGGAACUAGGCAAUGAACCUAACAGUUUCCAGAAGAAGGCUGGUAUUUUCAUCGAUGGAUUGCAGUUAGGAGAAGAUUUUAUUAAGUUGCAUAAACUUCUAGAAAAAUCUGCUUUCAAAAAUGCAAAUCUCUAUGGUCCUGAUGUCGGUCAGCCUCGAGGAAAGACUGUUAAGAUGCUGAGGAAUUUCCUGAAGGCUGGGGGAGAAGUGAUUGAUUCAGUUACAUGGCAUCACUAUUACUUGGAUGGGCGAACUGCUACCAAAGAAGAUUUUCUAAACCCUGAUGUGUUGGACACUUUUAUUUCACCUGUGCAAAAAAUUUUUCAGAUUGUUGAGAAGACCAGACCCCACAAGAAGGUUUGGUUAGGAGAAACAAGCUCUGCAUAUGGAGGUGGAGCACCCUUGCUGUCCGACACCUUUGCGGCUGGUUUUAUGUGGCUGGAUAAAUUGGGCCUGUCAGCCAGACUGGGCAUAGAAGUGGUGAUGAGGCAAGUAUUCUUCGGAGCUGGAAACUACCACUUAGUAGAUGAAAACUUUGAACCUUUACCUGAUUAUUGGCUCUCUCUUCUAUUCAAGAAACUGGUAGGCACCAGUGUAUUAAUGGCGAGUGUGAAAGGUCGAGCCAGAAGCAAACUUCGAGUAUACCUUCAUUGCACAAACAUCAACCACCCAAGGUAUAAAGAAGGAGAUUUAACUCUGUAUGCUUUAAAUCUUCAUAAUGUCACCGAGCACUUCCAGUUACCACAUUACUUAUCUGACAAAGAAGUGGACAGAUAUCUUGUAAAACCUUCAGGACCUGAUGGAUUAUUUUCCAAAUACGUCCAACUCAAUGAUAAAACUCUGAAGAUGGUGGAUGAUCAGACCUUGCCAGCUUUGACAGAAAAACCUCUUGGCCCAGGAAGUCCACUAAGCUUGCCAGCUUUCUCAUAUGGGUUUUUUGUAAUAAGAAAUGCCAGAGUGGCUGCUUGCCUCUGAAAAUGAAAGGCAUACAGUAGUCCUGAGACUGAAUUUUUCAAGUGUAUUGAGAAGAGGAAAGCAAAACUCAAGCUAUAGAAAGGCAAGCAAAUACAUUAUGAAUCAACUAGUGGGAGCUUUAGAGACACUAAGACACCUUUAGACCAGACUCAGUGUUUUGUUCUGAGUAAACUAUUGCUGGUAAUAAGACCUUGUGCCAAACACUGUGAUUGUACUUUGCAUGUAAUAUUUUUAUUUAAGGUUAUUAAAAAUGUAUAUGAAUGCUUCUAAUACAGCCAGGAGGCAAGCAAAUGAGGAUAUAUUAUUAGUUUUAAGAAAGUGCUUAGUUGUUUUUAUUCUCAAAGAAACAGUUAUUAGAAGAUUGUCAGACUCAUUCUUGCAUAGACUAUUUCCAUUGGCACCAAUCAGAAAAAGUUUACUACCAUAACUUUCAAAUUGUCUAUAAAAGAGCAACAAAAUCUUUUUGCACCUUAACAGAGAGCAAAAUUCAGUUGCUGCUUCUCCUCUCUUUGUUCUGUUUCUCUUUGCUAGUAAUACUCUGUGAGAGGACAGAUGAUACAUAUGAUCAUAUAAAAAAUGAUUAAUGACAAUUGUUUUGACAGAGGGAUGGUAUUAUGUAAAACUCAAAUGAAAUAAAAAAAUAACUAUAAGAGGAAUUGACUUACAGGAGGAGAAAAUUUAGUUCAAUGCAUUAUAACCACAUGUUAAUGUUCACUUUUGUUCUACCUGUAGUUAUCGUUUCAGUUGGGGAGCUUUUGUAACAGAAAACCUUGAUUCUAAUGGCUUAAGAAUAAGGACAUUUAUAAUCCUGAAUAAUAAGAAGUUCAAACAGGAUGGGCUUUGUAGCUCAGUGAGGAACCAGGCUCCCUCCACCUUGCUCUGCCACCUUUAGUACUGGCUUCAUACUCAAGCUGGUGGCAUGAUGGCUGUAGCUCUUCCAUCGACCUGUUGAGACCUGGCAGCACCCAGAGGAAAAAGAUGAACAAUUUUUCUGUGUCUCCUUCACAGACCUGAAGAACUUUUUCACAGAGGUUCUCCCAGCAAACCUUGUGUCUCCACAUGUCUUAUUGGUCAGGAAUGGAUCACAUGGCCAUUCUCCCCAGUCACUGCCAACAUCACUGAAAUUCCUGUAAUUAUCUGCUAGUAACAUUUUGGAAUGGAGUGGGAGUUGGGAAGUUCAUGGUACUGACCACUACAGUUCUGUGCUUUUAUCAGUGACUGGAUGUAUUAUUUUCUUCUGUUCUAAUUUUUAGAAAUAUAAUCCUCUUUAUAUUUACACCAAACAUAAAUAUAUAGGUCUCAAUUAAAUUUAAUUAUACUUAUGGGGAGCUAAAGCUGGGACUUAAAGUUUGGGUGUGCUUGAGUACAUAUAGAUAGAUAGAUAGAUAGAUAGAUAGAUAGAUAGAUACUAUAUAUAUAUAUGUAUAUAUAUAUAGUUUUUAUAUUUCUACAGUUGAAAUAAAGUAAUUUUG
Artibeus jamaicensis (Jamaican fruit-eating bat) is the source of this 3200-nucleotide messenger RNA. RefSeq names its product heparanase (gene HPSE). Lineage: Eukaryota; Metazoa; Chordata; Mammalia; Chiroptera; Phyllostomidae. Gene Ontology annotation, molecular function: hydrolase activity, acting on glycosyl bonds. The transcript has 12 exons. The record is from RefSeq and is a predicted model, not a curated record. Gene Ontology annotation, cellular component: extracellular matrix; membrane. Bases 97 to 1728 code for a protein of 543 amino acids.